Punctularia strigosozonata HHB-11173 SS5 is the source of this 1959-nucleotide messenger RNA. Its product is annotated as DDE-domain-containing protein. NCBI's taxonomy places the organism in Eukaryota, Fungi, Basidiomycota, Agaricomycetes, Corticiales, Punctulariaceae. Gene Ontology annotation, molecular function: DNA binding. Gene Ontology annotation, cellular component: nucleus. The transcript has 2 exons. The record is from RefSeq and is a predicted model, not a curated record. The annotation marks the transcript as partial.
AUGUUUAAUGUGUCAUAUGAUGUUCUCAGGUACCGAUUGUCUGGAAAGCACAAACCUGCCAGUACAGCACACGAGCAUCAAAUGACAUGCACCGUGGCACAAGAGGAGGUUCUCCUGGACUGGAUGUUCUUACAUGCGGAGGAGGGCCACCCAUGGAGCGGGCAGAGGAUUCUGUUGAAGGUCCGUCAGAUGACCGGAGAAGAGAAGGGACCUGCCUGGGUCAAAAAGUUCAAGGAUCGGCACAGCGAUGUCCUGAAAUUCUGCGGAACGUCAGGUCUUGAUCCGAAACGGGCUCAUGCAUUCAACCCGACAGCAAUCCGGAAGCAUUUCACCGAAUACGGUGAUGCCCGGGAGAAAUUUGGAUACAAGAUCACGAAUAUCUAUAACCUCGACGAGAAGGGCAAUCAGAUUGGAGGUGGACGCAAAAGAACGGGGAAAAAGUACUUCGUCCCGCGAUCUGACCGAGCCAAGUACAAGACCCGUGACGCCAGCCUCGCACUGGUUACUGUCAUUGAAUGCUGCUGCGCAGAUGGGUCAAUGCUGAAGCCCGGCUUCAUCUUUCAUGGAGGAACAGGCAAGAUAUCGACAUACGAAAGAGACUGGUUCGAGGUCGAUGAGGACAUAUCUAUUGGCCUCACAGCAAAUGGGUGGACGGAUGAUCUACAGUGUGAAAAGUGGUUCGAAGAGUCCUUCAUACCCCAGGCGCGUGCACGCGCAGAUGACCCCAGUGAACGAAUUCUGCUUUGCUUUGAUGGGCAUGGCUCACACGUCACCGAUCGCAUGCGGAUUCUUGCCAAAGAGAACAAUAUAGAUUUUCAUCUAUUCGUUGCGCAUACUACCCAUAAGUGUCAACCUCUGGAUGUCGGUGUUUUUGGGCCUCAGCAGCGGAAGUGGACAGAGCGGAUGGAGGAGAUCGCAGAGGAGACUGGCGAGGGAUUGCAGCGAGCCGAUUUCGUCAAGGAGUACAUGGCAGUCCGAGCAGCGUCAAUUACUGAGGUGAUUGUGAAGGCGGCCUGGAGGAAGACAGGGUUAGAGCCCUUCAAUGCUGAUAUUUUCACGGAUCGGGACUUCACACCAAGCCGGGUUACAUCAAAGCAUGCUCGCCUUCCUGCGUCAUUUCCAGCGACACCCAGCCCCGUAGCACCACAACCUUCAUCGAACUCUCCUACUCCUCUAUCUUCAGUGCUCCCUGGAGCAGAAGUUGGACCAACAUACAACGGAGAUAUCGACCCAGAAUUGCUGGAGGACAACAACGGACAUGAAACAUCUGUUGCACUCGGAAAUGUGUCUGAACCGAGCAUUUCACAGGAAUCAGUGAACCCAACCACGUCUGAUGGGCCACCGGAAUCUCCAGCACCAGAUAAUCAGGCUGCCAUGCCACUACCAAACGAGGGUGACAAGGUGCCAGAGUUUCAUCGGUCCCCGAUCCACAGGCGAUUGCCACUUGCUGAGCAGUGCCGAAUCUUGAAGCACGACCUCGACGCAUGCCACUCAGCUUAUCUCAGUGAAUUCACCCUGCGCCAAAAGGCCGUUGCUCAUUGUUCACUCGCAUCUGCGGAGAUCGAGUCACUCAAAUCACGGCUCAACACUAGGCAACAGAAGAGCACUCGAAAAUCACGCCGGUUUCAGAGCUCCCACAACUUCCUGAUGGGCGAGCAAGCAGAGGCUGAGUUUGCCGAACGCCUGCGCGAGAACAACGCAAAGGCUGCAGCAAAGGCUGCGAAGGAGGCUAAGAGAAAUGCAACAGAUGAGGCAACUCGUCGUCGCCGAACGCAGCUUGCAAUUGACAGGAAUAUCCGAUUUAGGACCAUCCCAAAGCGGAAGGCAGACGUUGAAGAUCUUGCCUAUCUCCUCCACCUCCCUCUCGACGGCACUGUGGCAACGCUGACUGCGGCUAUCAAGUCUCAUCUUCAAGAAACACCUCUAUUGAAGACAGAUUCACGAUUUGCUGGCCUUUAC